AUGAAAUUGGUAAUUCUCUUCACUGUAGCGGCACUGGCCUGCGCCCAAGUUUACGCAGCGCCACAAAUUGUAGAGGAUACUGCCUUCUACAGACCCACCUACGGACAAAACGGUGGCGUUGACCCGGGAUACUACCAACCCGGAAACGGACAAGGUGCCAUUGACCCGGGAUUCUACCAACCCGGAAACGGUCAAGUUGUCGACCCCGGAUUCUACCGACCUGGCAACCCAAAUGACGCUAGUAUAGCAGAUAUUUCGCCUGCUUACGUCCAAGGCUCUGGCCCUAACCAAUAUGAGCCAAUCAGCAACGGACCUGAAUUCGUUGAAGACGGAAGGAAACACUACGACAACCCCAACCUCCGCAGUGGACACUACUAA
Molecule: messenger RNA, 378 nt
Organism: Leptosia nina
Lineage: Eukaryota; Metazoa; Arthropoda; Insecta; Lepidoptera; Pieridae
Source: the annotation of a GenBank genome assembly